CAUGUUGCACAUUGUUUUGAUUAUAUCAGACAAAGCCUCAUAUGUUCCGGAGACACGACUUUGGAAGCGUUCUUGGAGGCAGACGGUGAAACGCUGAGAAAGCAAGGCUCCAGUGGAUGGGGUGUAGCGCACAAAUGCGUUGAUUUUGAUGCUUUGAGCAGAUGGACGGAUCAGCACAAAGACCCUGGUCCAUAG
Molecule: messenger RNA, 195 nt
Organism: Mollisia scopiformis
Lineage: Eukaryota; Fungi; Ascomycota; Leotiomycetes; Helotiales; Mollisiaceae
Exons: 1
Biological process (GO): mycotoxin biosynthetic process
Source: RefSeq, a predicted model, not a curated record